Molecule: messenger RNA, 462 nt
Organism: Magnusiomyces paraingens
Lineage: Eukaryota; Fungi; Ascomycota; Dipodascomycetes; Dipodascales; Dipodascaceae
Exons: 1
Coding region: 1-462 (153 amino acids)
Biological process (GO): fungal-type cell wall organization
Cellular component (GO): fungal-type cell wall
Molecular function (GO): structural constituent of cell wall
Source: RefSeq, a predicted model, not a curated record
AUGAAGUUCUCUGUCGCUGCCGCUGCCGCCGUCUUUGCCGGUGUUGCCUCUGCCUCUUACGCUAACGUCACCACCGUCACUCUCCCCUGCGAGAUCACCACCACCGAGGUCGUUACCGCUUACACCACUUACUGCCCUGAGUCUACUACCAUUGUCGAGAACUCUAAGACUAUCACUGUCACUGCUCCCGGCACUGUCACCAUCACCAACUGCCCUUGCACUAGAGAGUCUGUUAUCACCACCUCUACCGUCACCACCGUCCCUGUCAUCUCCGGUACCCCUGUCAUCCCUACCACCGUCAUCACUCCCUCUUCUUCUGCUCCCGUCUCCACCAAGUCCGUCACCUCUUCUCCUGUCGCUAACGUCACCACCACCUCUACCGUUGCCCAGGGUGGUGCUGCCAAGCUUGGCUUCUCUGGUGCCGCUGCCGGUGUCCUUGCUGCUGCUGUCUACUUCCUUUAA